CCCCAGCGCCCCCUGGCGUCGCGGAGGCCGGGGGAUUGUGGAGUCUGGCCCAGACGGGUUCCCCGGGGGCUGACAUCCUGUGCAGAGAGGGGAACUGGUGUGGGGAGUCGCCCUCAGCAUCGCAGCGUCUGCUUGAGUGCGCUCUGGGAGCCACGUUCUCAGGGAAGGAGCAAGUGUGUGGAGUCCAGGGCAGGAAAGCACAGGGACUAUAGUUCCUUGGAGGAGGGGCAAUUCACCCAGCCUCUUGGUCAAAGGCAGCUUCUCCCAGGAGGGGCUUCAGCCUGCCCACCAUGAAAGGACAAUUUUCAACCCGUCAAUGCUCUGAAAUUUCUCAAAGUGCUCUUAAAAUAGCUCUCUGUGCAGGGAUAGGACUGCACAUAGGCCUGCUAUGGGCAUGGGAGCCUCACCUUUGGGCCCACAAGACCCUAGGCCUGACUUUCUGGAAAUGGGAGGUACACUGAGAGCUCUGCCUAUUUUGCUUAAGAUUUUGGCUGCCAGGCAGCAGUGAUGCUUCUGCAGGUAUUGCCUUCUUUGCUCUCAGGUGCUGGAACAAAAUUGUAUUUCUUUCUUGUGGCAUAAGGGAUUCCUGCUUUAGUCCCCAGGCACCUGCUGUGGUCCCCUGGUGUCACUGCUGUUGUGGGAGCAUGACUUGUCAGGCCUUGUAGGCAAUAGAACAACACUUAACGCCGCGGGAGGUUGCCUCCAGUCUUCCGGAGAAAUUGCUUGUCUCAGCAGGUGGCAUCUCUGAGGUCUGAGAGGUAACAGGGACCAGAAGACCUCAAAAGAGUUUUCCCUGUGCAAUGAGGUUGGCUAGUUGCUAAAUAUACUGCAAUCAGACUAGUAGCUUGUGCACCUUGUAGGGCAGAUGAGGGCUCAGGGGAGAGUUAACUAAAGGACUAGCCCUUGGUUGUCAGCUAGUCUUGGUGGUUGCCACGACACAGAAGUUAGGGAGGGAAGUCCCAAAUACUGCACCUGAGGUCCCUGGGGCCUCAGAUGGAAAGAUCAGAAUUCCCAGGGCUUCCGUGGCAGCCUGGACGUUGAGAGUGAGUGGAGAGAAACGUAUUUGACUCUAAGUGCUUGUCUGUUCUUCAGGCUAAGGGCUCGACUUCUCUCUCAUUCCUCAUUCUGCCCUCCAGUCUUCUGAGACUUUUCCCCUUUGGCUCAGAAAAUCUUAGCUUGGAGACACUGUCCCCACAUUUUCCAGCAGAAGAUAGAAACUCGGUUACUUUCAUCUCUCUCUAGAAGUCUGUGACAGAGAAGCUUCAGGUCUAUGGGGUAACAGUGCCCAAGGGUCUUGGGGCUUUUUUAUGUCCUUCCUGUCUGCAGUGGCUUAGAAAGAGGGAUCCUGUGUUCCUAGGACCAGGGCUGAAGUGGAGGUGGCCUCUCAUGGGCUUCCAGAGGAGGCAGGGCCCUUUGCGGACAGGCCUGCGGGCGGGACUGCUGCUGCUCCUCAGCUGGAUGACGCUUGCUCAGCGGACCUCUCUCUCAGCGGUGGCCAACCACUUGUGCCAGGCCACCUGGGAUGCUGAUGGCGGCCACUAUCCCGGCUUCUUCUGUCCUCGGCUCUCCGAUACUCCGGAGGAAGCCUACUGCUGCCACCUGCAGGCUGCAGGGGGCUCCUGCUGCACCCGUGCUGAAUUUGAGGCCUUGUACCAGGUCAACUUGUCUACCCUCCCGUCCCCAGCCGUCUUCAGGGGCCCGGGCCCGCUGCUGGCGCUGGGCCUCUACAGCCUCCUGCUGGUGGCCCUGGUGACCGCAGACCUCGUGCACUUCUGCCGCAGCCGGGGAAGGGGCCGGGGCCCGAGCCGGCGGCCUCCCGCGGGGUCCUCCGCCGCGCGCCCCCUGCAGGUCUCGGCGGGAACACACUAG
Manis pentadactyla (Chinese pangolin) is the source of this 1869-nucleotide messenger RNA. RefSeq names its product protein shisa-like-1. The record is from RefSeq and is a predicted model, not a curated record. NCBI's taxonomy places the organism in Eukaryota, Metazoa, Chordata, Mammalia, Pholidota, Manidae. Bases 1387 to 1869 code for a protein of 160 amino acids. The transcript has 3 exons.